Messenger RNA from Nomia melanderi (Alkali bee), 3540 nucleotides. RefSeq names its product CDC like kinase darkener of apricot (gene Doa). Gene Ontology annotation, biological process: regulation of RNA splicing; protein phosphorylation. Gene Ontology annotation, cellular component: nucleus. Gene Ontology annotation, molecular function: ATP binding; protein serine/threonine kinase activity. The record is from RefSeq and is a predicted model, not a curated record. Lineage: Eukaryota; Metazoa; Arthropoda; Insecta; Hymenoptera; Halictidae.
AUGUUCAUAUUCGCGCCACGUGACAACAUGUCGACGUCCCGCCAGGGCUCGGCGACCCGGCGGAAUCGUUACGCCCGCUCGUCGACGACCACCAGCGUCACGCAGAUGCUCAGCGACUCCUGCUCGAGCCUGUUGCAACGCCUUACCACCAGGGUACGUGGCGCGUCCACCAUAAACGACAACGUCGUGGUCAGCAAGCCUGUCACCAGGCGAUCACCGAACCUCUGUCACUUGAACAGUGCCAGGAUCCGUUUGGAAGACAAAUAUUCCUCCUUCUUGGACAAAUAUUCCUCCUGGAAGAAGCGUCACGACCACAACGAUCAUGGUCACCUGGAUUACAGACGCACCCACGAACGGGAUCACAGUUACUUCCGCAGAGAGGACAGCCCGUUCGUUCGCGACGAGAAGACUCUGGAACCAUCGGUGUCUCGCACAGUCGUCAAGAGCCCUGUCAGCGUGGUGUUGUCAGAGAAAGCGUACCCGUACGUCAGAUCCGGCGGUACAAAGGAGCUAAGGCGCGAAAAGACACCGGGUUACCAUAGAAUGGACCGUCAGAACCUGCUGAGCAACACGGAUACCUAUCGCCGUUACGGCAGGCAUAAGUCAGGCCACGCGGAGACUCGCACCCGCAAAGUUAGACCCUACCGCAACGGGAAGAGCGAGCAACUGGAGUCCAGCUCGACCGCGCUCAGAUUAACUCGGCCGAUGAAAGUCGACGCGUUGACGAGCACCGAGGCAAACGACCCUGUGGACCCAGACAAGACCCCGACCGGUAGCAUGACGCACGAAGUCGGCGUGGACGCGGUGUUGACCGUCGACGAGGAGGAUGACCCGGCGAUCAGCGAGAGGGCCGCGAAACGGAAGGAGAUACAGAGUUUGAUACUUAAGUACGCGGCGAUGGAGGAGACGUACAGCCAGCUAGCCGCCGGUGGCAAGAUCAAAAUGCGGCCCAGCACCACGGAUAUUAUCGCCAGCAAGUAUAGGAAAAGCAUUCAUCGAAACGAGCGAAAAGACGCGGCGAAGAACGCGUCGACGAGUGUCGUUAACGUCCCGGACGCGAUCCAUCACGCGAUUAGCCCACGACCGCCCUCCGUCGAGGACGACGAAGACGGCCACCUUGUUUACCAAUCCGGCGACAUCCUGGCAAAUAGAUAUAAAGUACUGGCCACCCUAGGAGAGGGUACUUUUGGAAAAGUUGUCAAGGUUAAGGACUUGCAAAUGGAUCACGUGAUGGCUCUGAAAAUUAUCAAGAACGUAGAGAAGUAUAGGGAAGCUGCGAAGCUCGAAAUAAACGCCUUAGAGAAAAUCGCGACCAAGGAUCCGGAAGGCCAGCACCUGUGUGUAAAGAUGCUCGACUGGUUCAACUACCAUGGGCACAUGUGCAUAGCCUUCGAGAUGCUUGGACUUAGUGUAUUCGAUUUCUUGAGAGACAACAGUUACCAACCGUAUCCAUUGGAGCACGUCAGGCACAUCGGAUACCAGCUUUGCUAUGCCGUCAAAUUCCUUCAUGAUAAUAAACUCACGCACACUGAUCUGAAACCGGAAAACAUAUUAUUCGUAGAUUCUGACUAUGAUAUUCUAUACCAGAGUAAAAGGUUUCCCUUUUUCAAGCGAAAGGAUAUUAGGCGUGUAAAACGGACGGACAUCAGGCUUAUCGACUUCGGUAGUGCCACGUUCGACCAUGAACAUCACAGCACGAUCGUCAGUACGAGACAUUACAGAGCGCCUGAAGUAAUUUUAGAAUUAGGUUGGUCCCAGCCUUGUGACGUUUGGUCGAUUGGCUGCAUCCUUUUUGAACUGUACCUGGGUAUUACUUUAUUCCAAACACACGACAACCGCGAACACUUAGCAAUGAUGGAGCGUAUACUUGGCACGAUUCCACAUCGUAUGGCCCGUAAGACUAAGACCAAGUAUUUCUACCACGGUAAAUUGGACUGGGAUGAGAAGAGCUCUGCCGGCAGAUAUGUUCGUGAUAAUUGCAAACCUCUGCAUCGUUGUAUGCUUUCGGAUGACGAGGAACACCGACAGCUAUUUGAUCUCAUUCAGAAAAUGUUAGAAUAUGAACCAUCCCAGAGGAUAGUCCUGAAGGAUGCAUUGGCGCAUUCCUUCUUUGACGCACUACCAGCGCACCAGAGAUUACCAGACCUUCGAGCAGCUGGUGACUCUCAGCAAUCUCACGAGCGAUCGCACUCUCUCUCCCGAUGAAGCUAGGAAAGGGACCGACUUCCCUACUGGACAGACACUCCAUUAUCGACGACACUACUGCUCUACGUCGCUAUCCUUACAUCUUUAAGUCUAACGAGAUUGUACCUUUUCCCCAAAAAUGUGAUUCGAUGACACCGGUGGAGACUUAGAGAAGAAUCGUUGAACGAUCAGCAAAACGCGAGAGCUACGAAAUAAUGUGCGUAAGGAGAUUUAGGUUAACGAGAUCGAAUUCGACGAUGUAACAAUUGUCAAGUAAAUUGCGAAGCAAUUGUUUAACAGACAACGUGAAAUAAAAGCAGUAGUGAAAAUGGUGCUGUGGAACUCGAACUCAAUUAAGUAUGUUGUACAACGGAUCGCUAAUAUCAUCGUGUGUGGAAAGCAUCGACAUGUUUUCAUCUCCGUUUACAGACAUCUUGAAUGAGGGUAGAUAGCUAAAUUACUAACGAGAUCCCUGUUACUGGCGCGAAUCGGCCAGUGUGUCUGCUCAGUGUAGCGUAACAGAGUCCCAAUCACGCAUCGUGUAAACAUUUUCUAAAUCGCUCUUCUGUACAUUUUAUUCUUUAAUUUUAUUACGAUGUUAUGAUGCAACAAAGUUUGGAGUAAAGAAGGGUCGGCAGUUUAUACUCUUGUUUGUUAUAGAUUGAUGACCACGACGUGUUUAGUAGUAAGGAUCAGAUUAGUGAUAAGGCAAGUAAAUAUACGCGUACGUGUUGAGAUAAUUAAAGUAACGAUGAUGAGAAAGUGAGAGUGAAAAAGAGAGGGAGUGUGUGAUAAAAAAAAAUCUCGAAGAAUGCCAAUUCAUCGUAGUAAAGAAGAUACAUGUUGUAACGUUCUCGAAGAAAACCGUAAGUUUUACGGUUACAAUUCGAAAAUAUUGUUCGUCGUAUGUUUUCGAUAGUCGCAUCAAAGUACCGUGAGGUUGCAAUUUUUAGUUCGACGCAUAUGUGAAUAUUUUUGUUAAAUUGUCUUGUGUUGUUCCGGACAAUCAUGUGUGUUUUAUUUCAUCAGUCCUUACAAAAAUUGAAAGGAACGUGAGGUGAUUUCAUUACUUUUGAUUAUCUAUGAUUAGUUUUUACGCGUGCAUCGGAUAUCGGUUUUAAAAAGCGUGAAGCUUUCGUACGAAAAUAAACCUGUGCUUUUAUUUUCUAUAAUGAGGAAUGAAAAGGAUCAUGGAGUUCUAACACUCCUGUUCGACUUUGUUUGCUUUUUAAUUCUUAUAUACACGACAUGACGGAAGUUCAAAGGAUUCUGCUGCUCGUAUAAAGAUAAAAAAUAUGUCUAAGCACCGAGAAAAUGCUGUUUCGAGUAGCAAUAAAACACAUUUCUUUCAAAUAA